AAUGGUAAAGCUUUUUUAUCCCUAAAAACAAUAUAGAUUCAAGAGCCAUAAAUUAAUCCUCAACUUGGUCCAAUUAUUGCUAAGCAAUUAUAAAUGAUCAUCAAAUAACCUAUUGAUGGUAAAUUUAUAUCUCAUUCUUCUUAUAGGUGUCCAUGUAAUUUUUAAUGAAUAAGAUGUUUUUGAUAUUUAAGCAGAUAUUGAUGGUCCAGGUAAAUACUUAUUAAUAAAUAUAGUCGACACUCCAUUUUAAGGAGGAGUUUUUAGAUGUAAAUUGAUUUUGCCACCCCAAUUUCCUUAGAUGGCACCAAAAGGUAAACUAAUUAAAUAUGUUAGGUUUAUUUAACACUAAAAUCUUUCAUCCAAAUGUGUCAGAAAAAGGAGAGAUUUGUGUCAAUACUUUAAAGAAAGAUUGGAAUCCAAAUUAAUGGUCAUUAAAAAAUAUAUUUGAAGUUAUAAAGUGUUUGUUGAUCGUUCCUUUUCCAGAAAGUUCUUUAAAUGAGGAAGCUGGAAAAUUAUUUAUGGAAAAUUAUGAUGAAUAUUUUAAAAGAGCAAAAUUACUUACAAAUAUUUAUGCAUCGAAGUAAGAUGCAAAUAUAUUAAAAGGAAAUAAUUAAGUAAAUUUAUAUUCUGAUAUUUAGAUUGUUAUUGAUGAAGCUGAUAAAAAAAAUAAAGUAAAUUAAACUUAACAGAAAAAAGAAAAUGAUUAAAAGAAAUGGCUAAAAAGAAUAUGA
Molecule: messenger RNA, 731 nt
Organism: Paramecium pentaurelia
Lineage: Eukaryota; Ciliophora; Oligohymenophorea; Peniculida; Parameciidae
Source: the annotation of a GenBank genome assembly